This is a messenger RNA of Scatophagus argus, 2804 nucleotides long. RefSeq names its product F-BAR and double SH3 domains protein 2-like. The record is from RefSeq and is a predicted model, not a curated record. The transcript is spliced from 22 exons. Gene Ontology annotation, biological process: neuromuscular synaptic transmission; regulation of actin filament polymerization. Bases 325 to 2685 code for a protein of 786 amino acids. Gene Ontology annotation, cellular component: recycling endosome; neuromuscular junction. NCBI's taxonomy places the organism in Eukaryota, Metazoa, Chordata, Actinopteri, Scatophagidae. Gene Ontology annotation, molecular function: protein binding.
CCCACCUCCUUUUACCUCUUCCCUGUCUGCUCUUCUGCUCCACAACACUGUACAGCACACACUAGUCCUUGGUUGUGGCAGUAACAAACACAAGUGUAUUCAGUCUUUCCUCGUAGCUUCAGUUUCUACCCUGCAUAAACCAGCCAUUUAUCAUCAAUCAUGGCCGCCGGAGUACAAAUUUAACUCUCGUCUUUCCUCCCUGUCGUCUUGAGGGGAGGAUUUUUGUUUGAGAAAACAAAACAUCAGUCCCACGCUGAUUUGGAUUUCCUCUUGGAAUUACAAUACAUCUCACGAGGGAAAUACCAUUCAUGUCAAUACUCCAAAAUGCAGCCGCCGCCGAGGAAGGUCAAAGUGACACAGGAGCUGAAAAACACACACACAGAGCAGAUGACAAGACUGCACUUUAAACACCAGACCGAAUGUGACCUGCUGGAAGACAUGAGGAGCUACAGUUUGAAGAAGGGACAGCUGGAGAGGGACUAUGCACAGGCUCUGCAGAAGUUAGCGAGCCAGUACCUAAAGAGAGAUUGGCCCGGCAUCAACCCUGAUGACCAGAGAACAGACUACAGGAAUGUGUAUGCAGUGUGGAGGUCCUACUUAGAAGGUACAGUGCAGGUGAGUCAGUCCAGGCUCAACGUGUGCGACAACUACAAAAGCCAAGUAUCAGAGCCCGCGAAGACUGUUAGACUCUACAAGGAGCAGCAACUCAAAAAGACCAUAGAUCAGUUGAGCGGCAUUCAGGCAGAGCUUCAGGAGUCGGUAAAAGAGUUGGCCAAAGCCAAGAAAAAAUACUAUGACUGCGAGCAGGUUGCCCACGCUGUACGAGAGAAGGCUGACAUAGAGGCCAAGUCUAAACUGGGUAUUUUCCAGUCAAGAAUUAGUUUACAGAAAGCAAGUGUAAAGUUGAAAGCUAAGAGAAGUGACUGUAACUCCAAAGCAACGCAAGCCAGGAAUGAUUACUUGCUAACGCUAGCUGCUGCCAAUGCUCACCAUGACCGGUACUACCAUACAGAUCUUCUACACUGCAUACAGGCCUUGGAUGGCAGGAUCUAUGAGCAUGUGAAAGACUAUCUGGUAGCACUGUGUCGUACUGAGCUAGAGGCCUCCCAGGCCACACACAACACCUUCCAGUUCCUGUUGGACAAAUCCACCAGGAUAAUACAAGAGUUCAACCAGCAGUUGUUCAUGCAGGAGAAUCCAGUGUUUCACAAAGCACACGACUUCCAGUUCCAGCCCAGCGAAUGUGACACGACUCUGAGCUCGGUGCAGCAGUUGGUGGACAUUGAGCCGUCGCCCGUCAGUGCCAUGAGAAUGACCCUGGCACAGAGUCGUCAGCUGGAGUCGGAGACGGGGACGACGGAGGAGCACAGUCUGAACAAGGAGGCCAGGAAAUGGGCGACCAGGGUUGCCAGAGAACAUAAGAACAUCGUACAUUACAAGAGAUGUCUGGAGGAGUGUGAGAGUCAUGGUAUGCCCCCCACAGAGCAAGGCAGACUAGACCUGGAGAUGAAGAUAGAAGACACCAAAGAAAACAUGCGCAAAGCUGAGACAAUAAAGUUGAAAGCUGAGGCUCGGUUGGACCUUCUGCGGCAAGUGGGGGUUGCCGUGGAUACCUGGCUGAAGAGCGCCAUGAAUCAGGUGAUGGAGGAGCUGGAGAAUGAACGCUGGGCCAGCUACACUUCCCACGAUCCCUCACUGUCGGGCACAGUGGACUUAGAGCGUGAGGAGGGGGAAGAGUGCGAAGAGAAUAUGGAGGUUUUUGACGACAGCAGCUCCAGUCCUUCAGGAACCCUCAGAAACUACCCGCUAACCUGCAAAGUCCUGUACUCGUACAAGGCCUCUCAGCCAGAUGAGUUAACUAUUGAUGAGCAAGAGAUGUUGGAGGUCAUUGAGGACGGAGACAUGGAGGACUGGGUCAAGGCUCGCAAUAAGACAGGCCAAGUGGGCUAUGUUCCAGAGAAAUACCUGCAGUUCCCAACCUCCAACAGUCUGCUGAGCAUGCUCCAGUCUUUGGCUACACUUGACGCUCGAUCACACACCUCGUCCAAUUCCACUGAGCCAGAGCUUCACUCAAACUGCAUCAACGGAGACACAAACAUGAUGUAUGUCCGCGCACUUUAUGAUUAUGAGGGCCAGGCGGAUGAGGAGCUCUCCUUUUCUGAGGGUGCAGUGAUCCGCCUGUUGAGCCGCGACACUCAAACAGACGACGGAUUCUGGGAGGGGGAGCUCAACGGACGGGUGGGCGUCUUUCCCUCCGUACUGGUGGAAGAUUUCGCUGAGAAUGGGGAGACCAGUGGGGGAGGGGCAGGUGACAUACAGAUUUCUCCAUCUCUAAAGUUACCAUCUUCUCUGCCACCUCUUCCACUGUAUGACCAACCACCCAUCAGCCCUUUCACCAGCCCUGAGACCUCCACCCCACCCCCUCUCCCACGCUCACCCUCCACCGCACUCAAUGGUGAGCACAAGCCUGCCUCGUCUCACAAGGGACCGCUAUCCACCCACAAUCAAAGCUCUGGUAGGAGUCCAGUCUCUCCAGGAUUUCCUCAGCCACUGAGAUUCACCCCUGAGGGAGGCCCAGGCAAACUACGACCUGUGCGAGCUGCUCCUCCUCCACCUAAACAGCACCCCCGCCGACACCAGGAAAAGAGUGACAAGACGGAGGAAGUGGAGAUCACACUGGUGUAACAGACAAGACAAGCUGGGUGACGAUUAUAGAGACAUAGAAAAUAAAAACAGAUGACAGACAUACGUAUCCUACAGGAUGGGGAACUGAACUGCUUAAAUAAAGUGAUGUGAAGAAAACA